Mytilus trossulus (common blue mussel) is the source of this 1884-nucleotide messenger RNA. Its product is annotated as cilia- and flagella-associated protein 157-like. The coding region runs from base 123 to 1811 and encodes 562 amino acids. The transcript is spliced from 10 exons. NCBI's taxonomy places the organism in Eukaryota, Metazoa, Mollusca, Bivalvia, Mytilida, Mytilidae. Gene Ontology annotation, cellular component: ciliary basal body; cilium. The record is from RefSeq and is a predicted model, not a curated record. Gene Ontology annotation, molecular function: microtubule binding.
GCUUUAGUGUAUAUACACAUUAUUAAAAAGACAAAGGGAUACACAAACUGUGGUCAAGUAUACCAGUAAAUAUCCAAAAUUGAAUAUAUAUUUUGAAUGGCCGUUUGAUUAUUUACUGUAAAAUGGGAAAGAAAGGGAAGAAAGGGAAGAAGAGUGGAAAAGGGCCUGGGCUUGAAUCAUCGGCCAGUGAUUUAGACGAGGUAUCCAAGGAAUUCUACCUGAUACAGAUUAGAGAUCUAGAGAACAGGGUGGCAAGAUAUGCCAGAAAAUCAGAUGAACUCGAAAUUAAACAAAAUGAACUGGAAAACAAAAAGAAUUCAGAGAUCGUUGCAAAAGAUGAAGUUAUCGGUUUGUGCAAGAAAGAUAUUGUCAAGAAAGACGAAGAGAUAGAUGUUCUAACAGAAAAGGUCGAUGAAUUGGAAAAGACUUUAGAGGUUGAGAGGGAGGAGUCAUCAGCAAAAAUAAAAGAAAUGGAAAUUAAAGCCACUGAAAACUUGAACGCACUCAGAGCUGAAGUUACUUUGUUGAAUGGAAAACUUAGUGCUUUAGAAGAAUUUAGAGUAAAAAAGGAUGAAUACCUUGAAAGGAUACAAGAACUUGAAGAACAAAUAAAAAUAAAAGACGAAGACCAUGAAGAUACUUUAUAUGAAAUGGAUAAAAAGGCUGUAGCUGACAAGGAUAGACUAAAGAAAGAAAUGGUUAAUCGUGUAAACGCUGUUGCACAAGAGUUUCGAAAAGUAUCGAACCAACAGAUGGCUGCUACAUCCAAAAGAGCAAUCAGGGAAAAUGCAGUCAUUCAAGCACAGCUAACAAAAAUGUCAGAUAAAACAUUAGAAGUCCUAUCAGAAAAUGAUUCGAUGAAGGAGGAGUUCAGAAGACAGAAAUUACAUCAUGAAAUGUUAGAAGAGACAGAAAAGGCUUUGGCCAAGAAAAAUAAUACUAACAAAAGGAUGGUCCAAAUGUUAACGGAGAAAUGUACAUUCCAAGAGAAUGUUAUAACAGAAUUACAGAGAGAAGCCGAGUAUUACGCAGAAGUAAGAACAGAAUUUGACAUGGCCUCUAGUCAAAUUAAAUCGCAGAGGGAGGAAAUACAACAUCUCCAAGCAGAUGUAAGAAUGUUAGAAGAAGAACUGAGAACAACUAGAAACGAUUUAAGUACAGAAAGACGACAUAAACGGAGACUUGAAAAACUGAUCAAAGAUUGUACAAUAGCAAUUAAAAUGGUCCUAAGGAAAACUGAGCCAGAAGAAGAACCAAUAAUGGAAGGAGAAAUGGAAGACAUUAAUGAGAUAGAAAGACGUGACAACAUGUUGGAGAAUAUUCUACUGGUACUCAAUAGUGGAGCAGCAAUAGGUGUUGGUCCACAGAUGAGAGAAUUCGGUAAAGGGGACAAGGUCGUGCGAAAAAGAAGUGCCAGUAGAAUACCUGGUUCUGAAGGAGGGAUCAAAAGAGGACAGCUGCCAUUAUCUCCUGUUGGUCCACUAGGCGGUACAUUGCCACAUUAUCAAAUGGGAGAUUUAGGAUUGAUACCUCGUCCUAAAGUUAAUAUUCCAACCAGCUUCGAUAGAAUGAGAGUCCUCUCAGCUACUACAAGACUCGGUGGUCUGAGGAAAGUUCUUACACGAUCUGUUUCUGUACAAACCGUCAGUGCUACCAAGGCUUUAUUUUAUGCUGACCAAUUGCUGACGACAGUACCAGCAGACAUGCAGGACACUAUCUUACAUGAAGGUCACACAGGAAGGAUCAGGUCACCAGUUAAACCUGUUCGACAGAUCACUGGACCUAAGAAAUUUGCUACAACUGUUUAUUAAGCUCUCUUUUGUAUAUCAAAUAUAACUUUUAUGAACUGAUUAAAUGUGUAAUAAAAAUCGAAUCUGUGUAUCA